Ilex paraguariensis (yerba mate) is the source of this 315-nucleotide messenger RNA. The record is from the annotation of a GenBank genome assembly. Lineage: Eukaryota; Viridiplantae; Streptophyta; Magnoliopsida; Aquifoliales; Aquifoliaceae.
AUGGGGGGGGGGCUGCCAUUAAGUUUCUGGGUUGUUUCCACGAAAGUACAACAUAUUGUGGACUGUCACGUCAACGGUCCAAGGCGCCCCAUCAAGAUCAACCGUUCAGGAAGCAUGAGAAAGCUUAGAAGCUUCAAGAUUUACGGCCUACUUGAGAAAACUCUGACCAUCGUCUUCAAGAGGCAUCUGAGUCGGCGGCGAGCCCAAUCCGUCGGCGAUCGCAAGCAAAAUCUUGCUCAUCUCGUUCCUAAACUCGUCGAGAUCGACGGUCCUGCUCUUUUAUCGCAGUCGAACUUCUCGAAAAUCGAGUCGUAG